Messenger RNA from Aspergillus alliaceus, 1923 nucleotides. RefSeq lists its product as uncharacterized. Bases 366 to 1772 code for a protein of 468 amino acids. The transcript has 2 exons. The record is from RefSeq and is a predicted model, not a curated record. NCBI's taxonomy places the organism in Eukaryota, Fungi, Ascomycota, Eurotiomycetes, Eurotiales, Aspergillaceae.
CGUUUAUUUGAAUGCGAUGGGCUUGAUGUGAAUAGUGUCAGGAGUAGAGUUUCAACAUGACAAGGCCCAGUCUGGAAGUUUUCUUGGUACGUGCUUUGACUUCAGAGACCCAAGGUACGCUAUGGAAGGUGCCUUGAUAUCAUCACCAGCCACUGCGCCUUCCGCACAGUUCACCAAUUCAAGUUUUAUAUUUAAGUACAGGAGGAAGCUGCGAAGAAGUCAUGACUCGCUCAACUUCCAGACGUAAAUUGCGCGCUUUAAUAUUUCUGAGCUUCAAUGUUCCAUCGCAAGCGUUAUAUUUCCUGCAUAUCUUGUCCCCCCCCGUGUGAUUUAUUCUAGUAUAUGAUAACGCUGCAUCUGCAAGCAUGCUUAGCUCUGACACAGAUUCAUGGACGGGAGAGAAGCAGGUCCCCGCUGGAGCAUGCCACGCGUAUUCAUCGAGUUCGGUGUCCUCUAAAGACUCAAUUCCGGAAUGUAGCGACUGGUCAGACUCGGAAUGCCUUCAGGACCCUGUAACUCAGAAGCGUCGGCAUGGUGUAUAUUUCCAUCGGCCUCCGGUAUGGGUCUCCGGUUCCUCUCGGACAAUGAGCCAAUCUACGGCGUUUGCAGACUGGAAGAUGCGUCAUGGAUCUGAUGAGGGUUGUAUGUCCGAUAGAGAUAGUCUUUGCGAGGCACUGGAUGCCUUGUACAAGGAACGAGGGUCUAGCAACCUUUGGCCGGCGAACCAUGAUCAGCAGCUUUUCAGUAAAGUGACAGCGGCCACGGCGGAUGUCCUUGCUAGUAUCGAUGCUACUAUGUCGGAAUCGGCAGAGGUUCCUCUUCUGGUAAACUGGGAGAACCGCAAACAAAAGUGGCGUAACUCGACUUCGGCAGAGGCAUGUAGCUGUCCGGGCUGUCGUAUAUCGUCAGAUGAGCCUCUACCGAAUUCGCGGCCAUCAGUACGUUCAUAUCGCCAAGUCAAGCCAGGUUUCUGCACCCGCUUGAAAUUUCAGAAAGAUAUACGGCUGGAGACUGAGGAGAGAUGGGCUAUACAAGAGGGAUCGCUGGUGAUUUGUCUUGACCCGUCCUAUACCUUGCUUGGCCACGAACGACAAUCGGACGAAUUCGAGAUUGUGGGUGGCGACGUUUAUGUUGUUUGCCGUAUAUAUGCCGAUCUGUGGGCUCUCUGUGCCAAGGCGUUGUUUAUACCUCAGCCCAAACCAUACUCUUAUGAGGCGACGACGAGGGACUCUAUGGGUCUGGGCUUCCUUCCUCUGUGUGCGGCGACAUUGGCCGCAAACUUCAGCGCUUUUACCGGGAGAUGUUUACGGUAUGCGUGUUGUAACUCAAGCGAGCCUAGACAUCCUGGCAAUGGGUUGCCUGUCAUGCCUCCGCCUCGUUCCCACAGCCUCACUGCUAGCAAACAAGUUUUCAAAGGGCACAAACAUCACCUUGAGUUACCCGAUACUGCCUAUGAUACUUUCCGCAAUACUUCCUUGAGUAGCGAUUCGGACUAUAUCCCCCUUGACUCUACUCUCGAACAGGUCCUUACCAGAGUAGGAAGCCGGAGACGUCGGCCUAUUCGCCUUGGAGAUCGCUUUUCGCUUCAGAAAAUCUGGAACGACGUCAAGGCGUCAGGUGUCUGGAAAUAUGAUCUACUACCACUUCCACAUCGCAAUCGAAGCUCGAGUAUCUGGGUGACUGAAGGCGGAACUCGACAUCAUCUACGCAAAAAGCGAGGAGAUAGAAGCCCAGCAAGCGAAAAGUUGAAGUUUCUCAUUGGGUUGUCUUAAAGGAGGUCAUCGAAGGACCACAGUUUUCAUAAAACCUGAGAACUUGCUCGAGGAUUUUGGUAACCAAUUCCAUUGGAAAGGUCUUAAUUUUGUAGUCUCGGGUGGCGGAUUCCUUAUAGUUGCAGAAAGACACGCUGUGUUGAUAAGAUAG